Messenger RNA from Alternaria atra, 1680 nucleotides. RefSeq lists its product as uncharacterized. The transcript has a single exon. NCBI's taxonomy places the organism in Eukaryota, Fungi, Ascomycota, Dothideomycetes, Pleosporales, Pleosporaceae. The record is from RefSeq and is a predicted model, not a curated record. The coding region runs from base 1 to 1680 and encodes 559 amino acids.
AUGACACAGCCAAACGCGAACUGGAACCCACCACGGGGACCAAGACACCGCCACCCACGAGGACGAGGUCAAGAUCCGGCAUCAAGUGCAAGGCCUGCUCCACGAACGCUUCAAAGUCGUAAUGAGGGUCAACACUCGUCGAUUCGGAAUUCACAGCGAACCAGCGAUCCCUUUCGCCACGAUACGCAGAGUACUCCAUACUGGGACGACUCCAACGGUGCGAUCCACGAAAUUCCUAGUACAGGGCCUCGAUAUUCAGCACGGUUGUAUGCGAAAGCCGUCAGUGGAGAAUUACGUAGUACUUCGAGUCAACAGCAAGGUAGUCAACUCCAAAUCGCGCCCCAAAGUGCGUUCAACAAUCCUUAUCUCGACAUUGUUGGUGAUGAACCGUAUGGUAAACACCAGGCAUUCUAUGGGAAUUAUCGAGAAUCAGUUGAUGAACCUGAGCCCGCUUUCAGACAAAAUAAGGAUAACAGGAGGGAUUUCACUCCGUACUUUGAUGCAGCAGAUGCGAGGAACAGUGCGGACUUAGGAAGUCUGGAAAAGGAUAGCGCCCGUGUUGCUAUGGGUGCGAAAAAUGCUAACUUAGAAACGCGCAGGGAAGCAACGAACGCUAUCCAAACCGCAACCACACGGCGUGACGAGUUGAAUGUCGAGAAGCCACUAUCACUAGUGCCUGGGGGCGAACCAAUGCCUUCACCCAGAUUUUCUGGCAGGUAUCAUCCUUCUACAACCCCCACCACGUUCAGGUCAAAGUUUGAGUUUCCAAUAUCACCAAAGAUACCGAAGGUGAGCGCAGUUGCCUCUAGCAACCCCACAAACCAUCAAUGGCCCAAAUUUCCAUCCCCAGUCGUCGAGGCAUCAUCGCCUCUCAAAGUUUCUUCCAAGAACCAGCCAACUAAUCGGACGAAACACAAACGCACACCCACACUUGACCACGUACUCAAGUUGCGUGCUGAAGAGCAAGCAAAAGCCCUCGCAAUGCUUGAAGGUGAUAGCCUAGAGAACAAGCAUCCCGGCGAAGACCAUCGCCAUGCACCGCGUGCACCGUCGCGGAAGAUUAGCGAUUCAGAGAGCCACCCAGUUCAUAGAAUUACUUCGCACGAUCAGAAACGCCACGCUUCCGAGUUCAUCGCUGAGCCAGGAUCACUAGAAUCGAAGAAAUUGGCAGCUACCUGCCUGAUGGCCGACCCUGUCAACCCAACUGGGAAAUACGAUAGGAGUAGUGUAUAUAGCAGUGACGAUAACGUCCAAGAAGACGAGAUCGAGAGAUUCUCAAAAGCUGUCGCAGGCCUUCAUCCGUUUCAGGACCUGCCUUCUCCGUUGCCCAAUAAGACUGGGUUCCAGCGGAGGAGCGCUGUACCGGCGGAUUUGGAUUGGAGUGAAGUUGAAGCAGGGCAAGAGUUGGAAAAUGUAGCUGGAGUGCAGCAAACGCAGCAAGCGCCAAGCGAGAGGACUUUGGAGGAGCCACAGGCGAGAAUUUUGAAAUACCCUAAUGUGCAGAACACGGAUACCGGGAAGGGAGGUGUGGAGACGAUAGGAUGCCAGGAUAAUUCGUCGGCUGAGUCGUUUGCGACAGUAUGGUUGGAGGAUUACGAACGUGUUAGAGCUAAGGAGGAACUUAUGGCGGAGCAGAAUGGCGUGAAGAGGCGAUGGUACAAGGGUUUUCGUAAAGUGUAA